AAAUCCUCCCCGAACAGCGACCAGAUUGCUCUCACUCCCAGCCACCCACUUCCGCCGGCCGGCACCCGCAAUAAUAAACCCCGGCGAGCGCGAGCGCGAGCACCUCGACACCGCCGGUGGCCAUGGAGGACUGGCUCUUCUACUCCCUCACCACUCUCCUCUGCCUCCUCUGCUCGCUCCUGCUGCGCGCCGGCGCCCGCAGCUCGGCCGGGGCCAAGCGCCAUGCCGCCGGCGACGAGCUCCCGCCUCUCCCGCCGGGGCCGACGCCGCUGCCGGUGGUGGGCCCUCUGCUCUUCCUGGCGCGCCGCGAUUUCGACUUCGAGCCCGUGCUCCGCCGCAUCGCGCGGGAGCACGGUCCGGUCUUCACCUACGCGCCGCUCGGCAGGGCGCGGCCCACCGUCUUCGUCGCCUCCCGCGGCGCCGCGCACCGCGCGCUCGUGCAGCGCGGCGCGGCGUUCGCGUCCCGCCCUCCGGUGACGGCCUCGAGCGCCGUGGUCACCAGCGGCGGCCGCAACAUCAGCUCCGCGCCCUACGGCGCCACGUGGCGCGCGCUGCGGCGGAACCUGGCGGCGGGCAUGCUCAACCCGGCGCGGCUCCGGGCGUUCUCCCCCGCGCGGCGGUGGGUGCUCGGCGUCCUCGCCUCCCGCGUCCGCGCCGCCUCCGGCGCCGGCGGGGAGCGCGCCGUCGCCGUAAUGGAGCCGUUCCAGUACGCCAUGUUCUGUCUGCUUGUGUACAUGUGCUUCGGGGACCGCGUCGAGGACGCGCGCGUGCGGGACAUCGAGGCCACGCAGCGGGAGCUCCUCGGCAACUUCCUCAGCUUCCAGGUCUUCUCCUUCCUCCCAUCGGUCACCAAGGUCGUGUUCCGGCGGCGGUGGGAGAAGCUCGUCUCGCUGCGGCGGCGGCAGGAGGAGCUCUUCCUCCCGCUGGUUCAGGCGAGGAGGGACGCCGGCGCCGACGGGGACUGCUACGUGGACACCUUGCUGAAGCUGACCAUCCCCGAGGACCGCGGGCGGGCGCUCACCGACGGCGAGAUCGUCAGCCUCUGCUCCGAGUUCCUCAGCGCCGGCACCGACACCACGGCCACCGCGCUGCAGUGGAUCCUGGCGAACCUGGUCAAGUACCCAGCGAUGCAGGAUAGGGUGCGGGACGAGGUGGCCGGCGUCGUCGGCGCCGCCGACGGCGAGGUGCGGGAGGAGGACCUGCAGGCGAUGCCGUACCUGAAGGCCGUGGUGCUGGAGGGGCUCCGGCGCCACCCGCCGGGCCACUACCUGCUCCCGCACGCCGUGCACGAGGACACGACGCUGGACGGGUACCGCGUCCCCGCCGGCGCGCCGGUCAACUUCGCGGUGGGCGACAUCGGGCUCGACGGGGAGGUGUGGAACGCGCCCUUGGAGUUCCGGCCGGAGCGGUUCCUGCCCGGCGGGGAAGGGGAGGACGUGGACCUGACGGGGAGCAAGGAGAUCAAGAUGAUGCCGUUCGGCGCCGGGCGGAGGGUCUGCCCCGGCAUGGCGCUGGCGCUGCUACACCUCGAGUACUUCGUGGCGAACCUGGUGAGGGAGUUCCAGUGGAGCGAGGCCGACGGCGAGGAGGUGGACCUCGCCGAGAAGCUCGAGUUCACCGUCGUCAUGAAGCGGCCGCUCAAGGCUAAGGCCGUGCCGCUGCGGUCACCGCCGGCCGCCACCCUUGCAGCUGCCUGAUGGAUUCUCUCUAGCUAGCAUGGCAAUCAAUGAAUUGGCAACAGAUCGAGUCUGCUUCUUGUUCUUGAUAUUGAUGCAUGGCAUGAGAUUAUACAACCAAAUAUUAGGCUAAUCAAGUUUCUCUUGUUCUUUUGGGAACAAUUAUCGGUAGAAGCACUAAGGUAAUAAUGCUGCACUAGUGUGCAUGUAUUUGUAUGUACAAUCAGGCACCAGUUUGUAUCAUGGAAAUUUAUAUGCAAGAACAGAAUGUGCGGGGGAAUUUCUAUCGAAAAAAAAGA
Panicum hallii is the source of this 1975-nucleotide messenger RNA. Its product is annotated as cytochrome P450 89A2-like. The coding region runs from base 123 to 1697 and encodes 524 amino acids. The record is from RefSeq and is a predicted model, not a curated record. Gene Ontology annotation, cellular component: membrane. Gene Ontology annotation, molecular function: oxidoreductase activity, acting on paired donors, with incorporation or reduction of molecular oxygen, NAD(P)H as one donor, and incorporation of one atom of oxygen; heme binding; iron ion binding. The transcript has a single exon. Lineage: Eukaryota; Viridiplantae; Streptophyta; Magnoliopsida; Poales; Poaceae.